AUGAAUCCACAUGUGGUGGAGUGGCUGAACGAUGCGUUGAAUGUGAACGUCACCGUCCUCAUCAACACUGGUAUAGCCUUGUUCGCGGUGGUGGCAGCCCUCCGCUCAACAUGGAAGUCGCUGUACGCCUACGCAGAGAGUAUCUGCUUGACAACCGUCUACAUCAAGGAGGAAGACCCUCUCUAUCAUGAUAUUCUCCUUUGGAUGGACGACCACGUGUUCCAACAUCGGAAUUUCCGAUCUGUCACGGCGGUCACAUCAAAGCGGCUCGAACACAAAAACACCAUGAAUACAGGUGUCGCGGCAGAUAGCCAUGGCAAGCAUGGACUGUCAGAGACCACUUCCUCGAUUCAUCUCAAGCCGUUUCAAGGUUCUCGCCUGUUCAGAUUCAACGGCAGAUGGAUCCUAUUCAGCCACUCGGCUUCCCGUACCAGCGGCGUCAGUAGGAUGUUAUUGGAAAGCGAUGAAGAUAAGGUACCAUUGAAGCUACAAUGCUUCAGCCUCUCUCUCAACACCCAACAUCGGUUUCUGUACGAGGCAACAGCCUAUAGGCGCAAAGUAUCUAUGUCCAACGUCACUGUGCACCGCGCUCUCACCAGCCAGCGAGGAGACCUCCGCUGGAGACGCAUCACCUCCCGACCCCGCCGGGACCUUUCAACCGUUAUCCUGGACCAAGGGAAGAAACAGGCGCUCCUGAAUGACAUUGAAGAGUUUCUCCAUCUACGCAUAAAGCAGUGGUACGCUAAUCACGGCAUUCCAUACCGCCGCGGCUAUCUAUUCUCCGGACCUCCAGGAACGGGGAAAACGAGUCUGGCGUCUGCGAUCGCGGGUGCUUUUGGAUUAGACAUUUACGUUCUGAGCCUGAUGGACUCUAGUAUGACAGAGUCCCACUUCAUGCGUUUGUUCUCCGAAGUGCCUGAGCAAUGUGUUGUGUUGUUGGAAGAUAUCGAUGCCGCGGGAGUGACCACGACCAGAGACAUGGAUACUCUUCCAGUUGAAAAGCAUAACAACAAUGGUUUAUGCAAGGAUGGCGAUGCAUCGCAAAGGACUAUGAGGAGACGUGCGGAUAUUAACACCACGAGGCUUGAAACAUCAUCCAACGGUGCUUCCUCGCAAAUCUCUCUCUCUGGCCUGCUGAAUGCCAUCGACGGGAUCUCUUCACACGAAGGCCGGAUCUUGAUUAUGACGACGAACGCACCGCAAUCUUUGGAUCGUGCGCUGAUACGUCCUGGGAGGGUAGAUCUGCAUAUUCAAUUUGAGUUGCCGUCGAGGGAGGAACUACGCGCACUGUUUUUGAGCAUGUAUAGUGACUUGGAUAUCGAGGAAGAAGAGGGAAAUGCUUUGGGUGGUGAUGAGAAGAGCAAAGGAGAUGCUCCAUUAGAUGAACUCGCAGAAGACUUUGCGGACAAACUACCAGAACGGCAGCUCAGUUUGGCUGAGAUACAGGGUUUUCUUUUGCAGCAUAAGAAGAAGCCAGCUGAGGCGUGUGCCCAGGUCCUUGAGUGGGCUGCAGAAAGGGUAGAGCAGGAUUAG
Messenger RNA from Aspergillus versicolor CBS 583.65, 1533 nucleotides. Its product is annotated as BCS1 and AAA domain-containing protein. Gene Ontology annotation, cellular component: mitochondrial inner membrane. The transcript has a single exon. The record is from RefSeq and is a predicted model, not a curated record. Gene Ontology annotation, molecular function: ATP binding; ATP hydrolysis activity. NCBI's taxonomy places the organism in Eukaryota, Fungi, Ascomycota, Eurotiomycetes, Eurotiales, Aspergillaceae. Gene Ontology annotation, biological process: mitochondrial respiratory chain complex III assembly; protein insertion into mitochondrial inner membrane from matrix. The coding region runs from base 1 to 1533 and encodes 510 amino acids.